Molecule: messenger RNA, 783 nt
Organism: Thecamonas trahens ATCC 50062
Lineage: Eukaryota; Apusomonadida; Apusomonadidae
Product: enoyl-CoA hydratase
Exons: 2
Coding region: 1-783 (260 amino acids)
Biological process (GO): fatty acid beta-oxidation
Molecular function (GO): enoyl-CoA hydratase activity
Source: RefSeq, a predicted model, not a curated record
AUGGCCAGCGGACGGAAGGCCCUCCUCGCAACGCGGCUUGAGCACAUUGUGGCCGAGACGGACGAGGCGCAUGCAGGGCUAGUGUGGGUGACGCUCAAUCGGCCCGAGGUCCGCAACGGGCUCUCGUUCGAGCUGGUGGCCGAGCUGCAUGCAGUGCUUGAUGAGCUGGCGGGCCCGAGCCGGGAGACGGCGCGGGUGGUCAUCCUCAGCGGGGCGGGCAAGGGCUUUUGCGCCGGAGCAAAUCUCAAGUCGCUGAUGAGCAAGGUUGCCGACUACCAGCUGGAGGACCAGAGGACCAUGUCGCGGCUCAUUCUCAAGAUCCGCGCCGCGCCCCAGAUCUUCAUCGCGGCGAUCCAUGGCGGCGCCGCCGGAGCCGGGCUCUCGCUCGCUCUGGCGUGCGAUGUGCGGGUGGCGGCCAAGGACCUCAAGAUGAACUGCGCCUUUGUCUUGCUGGGUCUCUCGGGCGCCGAGAUGGGCUGCUCGUUCUUCUUGCCCAAGCUUGUCGGCCCGGCAACAGCCAGCGAGAUGAUGCUGACCGGCCGGUUCAUGCACGCCGACGAAGCCGCCGCCCGUGGCCUGGUCACCAAGGUGUUAGCCGAUCGCGAGGCAGCGCUUGCCGAGGCUCAGUCACGCAAUCAACGCCAACGCUUUGGCGGCGCCUCGCUCGCGGCCGCCAUUGCGAUGGAGGACCGCCAGCAAGUUCUGUGUCUCAAAGACGAUGACUGUCUCCGUGUUGGCAUCAAGUACGCCGCUCGGUUCCUUGGUCCGUCAUCCAAGCUGUAG